Molecule: messenger RNA, 658 nt
Organism: Oncorhynchus masou masou (cherry salmon)
Lineage: Eukaryota; Metazoa; Chordata; Actinopteri; Salmoniformes; Salmonidae
Product: procollagen-lysine,2-oxoglutarate 5-dioxygenase 2-like
Exons: 6
Biological process (GO): peptidyl-lysine hydroxylation
Cellular component (GO): endoplasmic reticulum
Molecular function (GO): procollagen-lysine 5-dioxygenase activity
Source: RefSeq, a predicted model, not a curated record
GGUCCUAACUGUUGCCACACAGGAAACAGAUGGUUAUCUUAGAUUCAUGCAGUCAGCCAACUACUUCAACUACACUGUCAAGGUGCUGGGCAUGGGAGAGGAGUGGAGGGGGGGAGACGUGGGGCGCUCCAUCGGAGGAGGACAGAAGGUGAGACUACUGAAGGAGGCCAUGGAGGCACUGACUGACCAAGAAGACCUGGUGGUACUGUCUGUAGACAGUUAUGAUCUUAUCUUUGCCGGGGGACCUGAAGAAAUCCUCAGGAAGUUCCAGGAAGCCAAUCACAAGGUUCUGUUUGCCGCCGAUGGUCUGAUCUGGCCUGAUAAACGCCUACAGGAGAAAUACCCCUCUGUCCGCAGCGGCAAGCGCUUUCUCAACUCAGGAGGCAUCAUCGGUUACGCCCCGUAUGUGAACAAGAUUGUCGAGCAGUGGAACCUUCACGACAACGAUGACGAUCAGCUAUUCUACACCAAAAUAUACCUGGACUCUUUUCAGAGGGAGAAUUUGAACAUUGGUUUGGACCACAAGUCUCAGAUUUUCCAGAAUUUAAAUGGAGCAAUUGACGAGGUUCUCUUGAAGUUUGGAACGAAGAGUGCCCGAGUGAGAAACACUGUUUACGACACCCUGCCAGUGGUCAUCCAUGGCAACGCAAACACCAAA